GGCGUUAAGAAGCAACUCAUCGACGAACAUCAAGUCAGUGCAGCAGACGAUAAGAAGAGUGUCAAACAAGGUGCUCUCGAUAGAUUUAAGCAAAAGAAGAAAAAGUAAAAGUAAAAAUACCGUUUUCAAUCGAUUCUACGAAAGUUUCAAAUAAAUUUGAUGUAAAUGAUAAGAAAAAGUCGUUUUGAAGUGUUUAAUUGAAUCAGAGAUGAGUGUAGUAAGUCAGCAGCAGCAGCAGCAGAUCGAAGAAGAGCUCGGUACGCCGAUCGAUCAAGUUAUUGCUUCUUUCAUUUGGUGUGAUGGACAUAUUUGUGUUUCGUAUUACAAUGUUUCAUCGUUGGAUUUGUUCAUCACAUACGAAAUGGUGGAUUUACGACCGGAUUUUUGUCACUUACAAAAUCUAUUUCGCAUCAUGCCAAAUAUGCGAAAUGUGUUGGCCAGUGGACCGGAAAUUUUCUUGACGGCCGUAAUGAAGCUACUUGGCCUACCAAACAAAAUGGACCCCAAUCAGUAUCGAUUGAACCGCUUGAAAACACUUAGCGCAGCCACUUUCGUGGUGUACGCAAGUAAUGAGAAAACAUUGGCCGAGAAUCGAAAACGAAUACUCGAAAUGCACAUGCCGCGAAUGACCAACACAAUGACGGUGCAACAACGCUUCAAUUUCAUCGAAACCGUUGUUCCACUUCAUCAAACUCUGGUCGUGCAGAGCCUGGGCAAUUUGCUACAUUUUUUGGACGCCAAUUGGAAGCAUUUAUUCUUGAGAGAAGAGACAAGACCCUUCGUUUCCGAUGUGAAAGUUUACAAACUCGAUGGCACUGUUCUGCUUGAUGAAUCGACAUUCAGUGCGUUACAGGUAUUUGCACACAAAGAUCAUCCAUCAGGAUUCAAGAGAGGCGCAAGUAGUGCCCCUACAACGGAUAACGGUGCAUUGUCUCUGUACGGUGUUAUGAACACUUGUGUGUCUCGUUUGGGUAGUAAUCAACUAAAGGUGUGGCUGUUUCAACCAGUGAGCGAUGUAACGGAGCUAAGACGUCGGCAUCGUAUGAUUGAAUGGUGUCGAAAUGAAAAAAACGCCGUUAAUUUGACCAAAUUUCGUGCUUCUCUCAAGAAAAUUGUGAACGCUGGUGAACUUUACGCCAAAUUGAUUCGUACGCGUGGCAAACCGAGUAUUUGGAAAGUAUUCAAGCGGUCACUGUACUAUGCAAAUGAUAUUGCUGAUAUUUGCAAAGCAUUGCUCCGAUCAAACACACCCGACAUCGUCGAAACAGUUAUCGAAGACUAUGGCAAAUAUGUGAACGAAAACACUGAGGUGUACAACAUGCUGAAACACGUUGACACCAUAAUUGAUUUGGAUGAGUCGAUUGCAACCGGCAAUUUCACAAUCCGAACGGGGUUGGACACCGAUCUUGAUGGAAAGAAAGCACUAUUUCUCAAGGCUCGAGAUGAGUUACAAGCAUUGAUGGGAGACGAUCUCAAGCAAUUUCCGUCUGGGAUCAAAGAAGCCACAUGCCACUUUGUGGCUGAAAUGGGAUUUUUAAUUGUAUUUCCAUCGGCUGGCUUGGUGUCACCCCAAAUGCUAGAGAGUGGCCAUUUGAAAUUCAUCUAUAAAUUGCAAGACUCAUUCUACUACACAUCAUCAUUGUGCACCGAAAUGAACAAGAAGUAUGGCCACUUGUAUGUGGAUAUUCGUGAAAGAGAGCAAGAGAUUUGCGACCGUUUGAUGGAACACGUUUACGAGCGACUCUAUGAUAUUCAUCGCGCAAUCAAUUAUUGUGCCCAACUCGAUUGCUUGAUGGCAAUGGCAUCAUUCUCAUUGACAUACGAUCUGGUUCGACCUGAAAUGGUUACUGAACAAAAAAUUCUCGAAAUUAAGGAUGGACGACACUUGUUAGUUGGCCUACAGCGAAAGUGUAUACCAAACAACACUUCCAUCAGUAUUGAGAAAAAGAAUCUGAUCAACAUUCUGAUUGCACCGAAUGCUUCCGGGAAAAGUGUGUAUAUGAAGGCCGUGGCGCAGAUUAUAUACCUCGCCCACGUUGGAUCGUAUGUGCCAGCAUCAGAAGCAAUCAUGUCAACAGUUGAUGCGAUUUAUACUCGAAUGCAUGGUCCCGAAUCAUUGUACUUGAGUAAAUCGGCGUAUUUGGUGGAAUUACAGCAAAUGAGCAAUGUCAUCAUGAAUUCAUCUUCCAAAUCAUUGAUUUUGGUCGAUGAAUUAGGUCAAGGGACUACUGAAGCUGAUGGCAAAUCACUGCUCAUUGCUUGCUUACGUCAUUUGGACAGGCGUGGACGGGCGUGCCCAGUUUCCUUUAUCACAACUCAUUACACAGAUGUUUACGACUUCAUGGUGAACGGAGAACGGGUUGCAAUGAAAACAUUCGAAAUGACUCAAGCCGCUCAUGGAGGACUUUUAUCAACGUUCAAAGUAAUCGAUGGACGAUGUGUCGCACGUUAUGCAAAGGACUGUGCAAUUCUACGGCGAUUUUUGAAUCCAAUGACCGUUCAAAGUGCAGCAGGCAGCUCAGUCGGCAAUCAAACCAAGAAGAGCGACGCCGUUUCAUCGGUGGGUGAAAUGACAAUUGAAGAAAUCGAAAGCGAUGUACGUAACAAGAAAAUCGCUUGCGCUUCAACAAUGAUCAAGGCAUUCAUCAACAGUUCGGCCAACCGGAACGAAGAAGUCAAUUACAUGAAAAUUCUCGACAGUUUCCGGCUUUAGAGAUACCAAACUUCAAUUCGAUUACGCCAUUUUCCUACAAAAUCAAAAAUAUUCAAAAAAUACUCAAUGCUCUUUUUCCAAAGAAAAGAUUUUUCUUUAUUCAGAUCUUAAGCGUAAACUAAUUUUACAAAAAUAAAAUGGAUUUCUUAAAUUAA
This is a messenger RNA of Sitodiplosis mosellana (orange wheat blossom midge), 2868 nucleotides long. Its product is annotated as mutS protein homolog 5-like. Bases 209 to 2713 code for a protein of 834 amino acids. The transcript has 5 exons. Lineage: Eukaryota; Metazoa; Arthropoda; Insecta; Diptera; Cecidomyiidae. The record is from RefSeq and is a predicted model, not a curated record. Gene Ontology annotation, biological process: mismatch repair; chiasma assembly. Gene Ontology annotation, molecular function: mismatched DNA binding; ATP binding; ATP-dependent DNA damage sensor activity. Gene Ontology annotation, cellular component: nucleus.